UUUCAUAUUUGGAUGAACUCCGCCUAUUGCCUGCAUCUGCAGCACAUGAACUGUGAUCAUAAGAGGUCAGUUUGAGGUCUUUCUCAUGGGUGUGUUUGGUCAAGAGGUUCUCACAGUUCUCUUAUGAAAGCGAGAGCACUGAAAUAUUCAGGCCUGGUGGAUUUAGGAAGGAAGUUUUCUCCUUCCUCACAUUGUGAGCCGCAGGAAGGGGUGGCUGUCACCCACUGACAGACUUUUCCUCCUGAAUAGCACACAGUGCCCUGCUCACGGGCCGGGCAGACAUUAGCAUAGCUGACUUCUUCAAACCCUUCGCUCAGCUAGAGUUCUCUUUUUAGGUGUAGCUGUUAUCAUGGCAACCAGUGCAGUCCCUAGCGACAACCUCCCAACGUAUAAAUUGGUGGUUGUGGGAGAUGGAGGUGUGGGAAAGAGCGCUCUUACCAUCCAGUUUUUCCAAAAGAUUUUUGUGCCAGAUUACGACCCUACUAUCGAAGACUCCUACUUGAAACACACAGAGAUCGAUGGCCAGUGGGCUAUUUUAGAUGUUUUAGACACGGCUGGUCAAGAGGAAUUCAGCGCCAUGCGAGAGCAGUACAUGAGGACUGGUGACGGUUUCCUCAUUGUGUUCUCCGUGACAGACAAGGCCAGUUUUGAACACGUCGACCGCUUUCACCAGCUCAUACUACGAGUCAAAGACCGGGAAUCCUUCCCUAUGGUGUUGGUGGCUAACAAAGUGGACCUGGUGCAUCUGAGGAAAGUGACAAAUGAACAGGGCUGUGAGAUGGCCGCCAAACACAAUAUUACUUACAUUGAAACAAGUGCCAAGGAUCCUCCAAUGAAUGUGGACAGAGCCUUUCACGAAUUAGUCAGAGUUAUCAGACAGCAAAUUCCUGAGCGGAGUCUAAAAAAGAAGAAGAAGACAAAGUGGCGUGGAGACAGAGCCAUGAGUUCCCACAAGCUUCACUGUGUGAUAUUGUGACUACCUCUCAUCUUCAGCGUUUGGCAACAUAAACUGCCAGAGAGGACUGACUAGAGAUCUGCACUAAUCAGAGGACCACAGACUUUAUCAAAAGAACUGGCAUGAAGUCAGACCAUCACUUCCUGUCUCAGGGAAGCAUAUUAGGUGAGUCAAGGGAUCGCUGCAGCCAGACCGAGGAGGAGCAAUCAGUAAAACACGUCUGAUUUGAAGCGCUGCCUGAAACCAGAAAAUCACAGCCAAGCAGAAAAUAUCUAAUAUUAAAUAUAUGACGUGGGAUAAAAAUUUUAGACCAGUGAGAUUGCGCAGUGGGCGGAGCUAGAAAGAUCCAUCCAAACCUGAACCAUGCACCGCGGUCAUUCACGUACAUACUUAUCCAAAUUGCCUGCAGCGUCCACACAUUCAUAUAAUUACGUGGAUGAUUGUUUUGCAGAGCUGUCUGAACAUUGUUUUCAGUCGUUACAACAGUUAUGAAGGGAUAUUGUUGUUUUAACCUUCAAGGAGGACUAAAAUCUGCCUUAAAUGCAUAUUUAUUGACACAUUUGAAGGAAUAUGUAGCUGUAGUAGAACUUGUCUGUAGAAAACAUUGAGUGUUUGAUACGUUGUCAGUAUGGCCUUUACCGUUAAGCACAAAAAGUACUGACAUGAUUGAAGGCCCAUUGCACUAGCAGGAUUUUUGCACUUUUAGUAGUUACUCAUGGGCUUUUGCUGUUUAAAAUUUGCCUUCUGAUUUCAUGUUUUUAAUUCUGUUGCGUACUUGCAGUACAGAUGCUCUAAGCCAUUAUUAGACAUUUUUAUUUUAAUGAAAUUAUUAUUAGAUGUCAAUGAAAUAUGCCCUGAGAAAUCACAUUUACGUAUACAGUGUUCAAAAUAUACAAUACCAUAUCAUGUAAAAGUAACAUGGUUUCAUCACAAGCUAAAAAAAUUUGGCUUUGCCAUUAUAGAAACAAAUUCCACUUUAAUAUCUAUUUCAUAUUGUAAUAAUAUUUGUUUUUCGGUUUUUUUAUGCAGCCUUGAUGACCGUAAGAGGCUUCUCGCGAUUUCGACAUUUUAAACUCUAGUGCACCUUUUGUUUUUCUACAUAUGCUGUGAUUCAGUGUUGCCAAGAGUAAAAAGUGAAAAGUAUGACUGAGCUGUACAGAUGGGUUAUAUUUUAUGCUUGAUCAACUUUCAGUAUUUAUCAAUUUGUCAAACCUCCUGUGCCUCAGUUUCCUCUGUGUCGGACCAAUUUAUGUGCCUGUGCCAGUGUGAUAAUAAUCAAUUUCUAACCACUGGUUCCUCUGACUCUUCCCAAAGGACAAAGAAGCUGUUAGAACUAGAAGCACGGGAGCCCUUAGCCAAAUGUUAUGUUGUAAUGUUCAAUAACUCUCCGCUCGACACAUAAAUAAAUCAGCGAGGAGCCGCAUCAAACCUUGCUGUUAUCUGUUGAAUGAGGAGGUCUUGGUUGAUUUAGUUAUUUUUGCGAAACGUUAGGUCUAAUGAGCUAGAGAGUGCAACAUGUCUGGAAGCUCUGUAAGAAUUAGUUUAAUGCUGACAGAGAUUCAUUUCCACGGUGUAUUAGACGCUCCAAGUAAAAUCACGGCAUUCUAACAAUGCAUUUGAUUUUGGUCUCCUACAAAUAUUGUAACUUUUUUUUUUUCUUUUGGUUGGUGAAUUACAUAAACACUUCACAAUUAGAAUAUAAACCGGUGUAGCAGUUUGAGAUCAGAGAUCAUAGAGAUCAUAUCAAUCCAAUUCCAUCUUGCUGUAUUAUACGAUAUAAUAGAUCUAGACUUUGUUGAGAAUUCAUCAUCGUUUACAUGCACUGCUAGUAAAUGCGGAAGGGAGCUGUUUUGCAUUCAGAGGUCAUGAAGGGCCUAAUGGGUUUUUUUCUGCUCUGUUGCUGUUUUUUUUUUAAUGAUGAAUUAAUGCAAAGAUUGGUGUUGUGUUACAUGUCAGCUGUUUUACAAUGCUAAUGUUUAUUUAAGUUACAUCUCAAUCAUAAUGAACAUUUGUUGUCAGGUUGGUUAUUGCAGUGCAACAAACGCUUUGUUUUCUGUUUUUUUCACCAUGAUAAGAUUGUUUUAAUAUGCAUGUCAUUGUGAUAAAGCUGCUCUGCUUUGUUUCAAGUGACUCCGAAGUAAAUGACUUGCCAAGUUGCCUUGGGUGGUUUAUGAUGGGUUUUUAAAUAAAAGAUUCUUCAUAUA
Molecule: messenger RNA, 3159 nt
Organism: Puntigrus tetrazona (Sumatra barb)
Lineage: Eukaryota; Metazoa; Chordata; Actinopteri; Cypriniformes; Cyprinidae
Gene: mrasa
Product: muscle RAS oncogene homolog a
Exons: 6
Coding region: 350-976 (208 amino acids)
Biological process (GO): signal transduction
Cellular component (GO): plasma membrane
Molecular function (GO): GDP binding; GTP binding; GTPase activity
Source: RefSeq, a predicted model, not a curated record